This is a messenger RNA of Spodoptera litura, 1284 nucleotides long. RefSeq lists its product as uncharacterized. NCBI's taxonomy places the organism in Eukaryota, Metazoa, Arthropoda, Insecta, Lepidoptera, Noctuidae. The record is from RefSeq and is a predicted model, not a curated record. Gene Ontology annotation, molecular function: chitin binding. Gene Ontology annotation, cellular component: extracellular region.
GCUGCCUUCGAAGGCGCACGUCCGAUCGUACCGCUAUGCAAGAAAAAUAGUCCCGUACACUAAACUCGCGUCCGGCGCGGUUAUUAAUCAACCACAAUAGCAAUAAGCCAUAUUUCGAAAUUCGUCAAUCCUUUUCUGAGACCUUCAUUCUACUUCAAUGCCGACUGAAGUUUUUUUUCGAUUGUGACACGGUUAAGUUAAACAUGCGUUUACAUAUGUUUUGGUGAUUUAAUUUGUUUGUAACAUUUGUUUUUGUAUUCAAAAUGUAUGCAAAGAAGAUUUUUGGUUUAUUUUCUUCAGUGAUUCUGUCGAUACUUGUAAUAACCGGAGGGUCAGAAGAUGGAAGUCGGGUGAAGCGAGUCCGCGCAGACAGUAGCGCAGUGGCUCGUGAACCAGCACAGGCUUUGGAUGCCCCUGACCCAGAACAAGGCGCAGUUUCUGCCCCACCAGCGUUCCUUAGCCCCUCUGUGAAGGAAUAUCUUGAACUGGGAAUGGCUAUACCCGGGAAGCCAGGCACAGACUACCCAGUUCUUGGUGCGGUGCCAUACACAAACUUUUACUGCGAUGACCAGCCUUACCCAGGCUUCUUCGCGGAUAUGGAGACACGCUGUCAAGCGUGGCACUACUGUGACAUCGAUGGUCGUCAGGCAUCUUUCCUCUGUCCCAACGGGACGGUGUUCUCGCAGGGAGUAGCGUCCUGCGACUGGUGGUUCAACGUGCGAUGCGCAUUAUCCCCGGCGCUCUACCGGCUGAAUGCAAGGCUAUACCGUCGGAAGAAGCAGACCAGACCGAAACCACAUCGCCUCAUAGACAAGAAACUCAUUUCUGAAAUAUUUUUGUAAAUAUUUUGUAGUUAUCUAGGUCGUUAAUUACCAUGAGUUGUUAGAUAUCUUGCGACACUUCAGGUUAAAAAUCUUUAAAUUCAUAGACAUUAAAAUAAAAUGUAACAAUUAAUGUUGGUACAAUGUUAAAUAUGUAACAAAGUCAUUACAACAGUUAAUUUUUCGUCAAAGAAUUGAUUAAAGACAUUGAACACUUCUUACGAUGUUCAUCUACAAAUGAAAUGAUAUCUUAAAUAAAUUCUCCUUAGUAUCCGUUAAGUUGAUCUGUCUGCUCGUUUGUCUCCUAUUCCAUAAAAAAGUUUAGUACAAAAUAUUUAUAUUCAUAUUUUUAUAUUAAAGAACCCAAUAAAUAAUGAUCUUUAACGUUGUUUAAAUUUUUAACAAAUUAAACUGUAGAUUUGUUUGAUAAAUCGUAGACUUUUUAUAAUAUGUCGUAAUUAAA